CCGCGCUUGGCUUUCAUCUUUUUUUUUCUUCCACCUUGCCUUGUUAAGACCAAAACACGCUACAUUUGGCAACUCCUUUUUCAUAAUUGGAAAUCCCUCUGUACCUUAUCCUCAAAAAAGAGAUGAAUCCAGCUCAACUCAAUUCAGACCUGGCUGCUGGUCCGUCCAGACUGGACCCUCCCAAUCCUCAAGAACCCUCCCCUAAAAAGUCCAAAACCAAAAUUGUGGACGAUGACAACGACUCGGGCGCGGAUUCUGACAGUGAAAAGCCAGCCAGACGUUCAGGCAGACGCAAAAUCAAGAUUGAGUAUAUUGAGGAUAAAAACCGCAGACACAUUACCUUUUCCAAGCGUAAAGCAGGCAUCAUGAAGAAGGCAUAUGAAUUAAGCACAUUAACGGGUACACAAGUGUUAUUGUUGGUGGUGUCAGAAACCGGUCUGGUGUAUACUUUUACCACUGUCAAACUUCAACCAAUUGUUACCAAACCCGAAGGUAAAAAUCUGAUCCAAGCGUGUCUGAAUGCUCCCGAUCCCAUACAAGGAGAAUCCUCUUCGGCUGGCGAUACGCCUUAUAAUACCAAUGCCUCACCUCGAGUAGAUACCGACAAGAAGCCUAUGUAUGAUGAUAAAAAGAGCACAAAAAAUUGAUUGGCCGCUACGCGUAUAUAGGUCGAUCCUCAAACGGCCCCCUCCGCAGCUGGACCUAGCGGUUUUGGUGUUCCGCCUUCGAGUGC
Radiomyces spectabilis is the source of this 733-nucleotide messenger RNA. RefSeq lists its product as uncharacterized. The transcript has 4 exons. Gene Ontology annotation, molecular function: protein dimerization activity; DNA-binding transcription factor activity, RNA polymerase II-specific; RNA polymerase II cis-regulatory region sequence-specific DNA binding. NCBI's taxonomy places the organism in Eukaryota, Fungi, Mucoromycota, Mucoromycetes, Mucorales, Radiomycetaceae. Gene Ontology annotation, biological process: positive regulation of transcription by RNA polymerase II. The record is from RefSeq and is a predicted model, not a curated record. Bases 123 to 647 code for a protein of 174 amino acids.